Messenger RNA from Penicillium antarcticum, 939 nucleotides. RefSeq names its product translation initiation/elongation factor MRX8. The record is from RefSeq and is a predicted model, not a curated record. Gene Ontology annotation, cellular component: mitochondrion. Bases 1 to 939 code for a protein of 312 amino acids. NCBI's taxonomy places the organism in Eukaryota, Fungi, Ascomycota, Eurotiomycetes, Eurotiales, Aspergillaceae. Gene Ontology annotation, molecular function: GTP binding. The transcript has 2 exons.
AUGAAUUCAAGUUCACUGUGCAGGCGACCUGCGCCUAAGAGAAUCAUAUAUACAACAAUCCGAGCCCUAUCCUCCGCCCCCAGUACGCAGAAACGUGAGCUCAAAGAUCUCACCCCGUCCGACCUCUGCUACUAUUGGGACACGCAACCUCCCCGACCUGACCAAUUAGCCUUUGCCGACAAGGUCUUCACUCCAUCUCGUCAUUCUCCUUUAAAGCUAUGGUCUGCAGCCAAAUUCCGCACGACACCACUCUCAUCGACAGACCCCGAAGUCGCAUUCCUUGGCCGGUCAAAUGUCGGCAAGAGCUCACUCUUGAACGCAAUAAUGGGGCAGGAGGUCUGCUGGACAUCCUCAAAACCAGGGCGAACGAGAGAAAUGAACGCUUUUGGAAUUGGUGGCACAAAAGGCGGCGAACAUAAAGUUGUGUUGCUUGAUAUGCCGGGUUAUGGAAAGGCUAGUCGAGCUGAGUGGGGAGCGGAGAUUAUGAAGUAUCUCCAGGGACGCAAGCAACUCCGUCGAGCAUUCAUCCUCAUCGAUAGCACACAUGGCAUAAAACAAACCGACGCUGAUAUCCUCCAAAUGUUCCGACACUACGCAAUCCCACACCAAAUAAUUCUAUCCAAAGUCGACAAAUUUCUCGCGAAAAAGAUGAAGUUAAUAAAGUCCGGUGUAUCACCAUACCACCUUGAACGACUUCAGGUUCUGUUGCAGGGCGUCAAACCUAUUAUUCAGCCUGAUUCCCGAGUCUCUGAGGGGCCUGGUGCCCUUGGUGAGAUCUUGACUUGCAGUGCUGAGGCGCAGAUUGGUCCUGGUCGAAUGUUGGGGAUUGAUGCUAUUCGCUGGUCGAUUUUGUCUGCUGCUGGUAUUGAUGGGAGUUUAGAGGGAGUUCGGCCUGCUGAGCCGGUGCCUGCUGAGGACCAGUCGGAUUCUAUAUGGUGA